CUAGGUACACUAGCAGCUAGCUGACCUCCUCUCACUCCCGUCAUCAUCAUGAGAUGAGAUCCAUCAGAACAUCACGUUCCUAUAAAUCCUCCCAGAAUCCGGCCGCAAGAGAAAGAAAAAAAAACACAACUAACCAUCAAGAGUUCAAGACUACUUAAGCAGUGCUCCCACUUAAACCCUUCUUCAUACACAACCGCCCACACCACAAACCCAGGCCGGCAAUCGAUCAAUCAGGCGCGGUAAUCUCAUCAAGAUGAUGAGCGGCAACGCCAACGGCUCCGGACCCAGCGGCAGCGGCACCGGCUUCUUCCAACAGCAGCAGCAGCACCCGAAGCGCCGCCCGCCUCCAGCGCCUGGAGGGCCGUCGUCCGACCAGCAGCAGCAGAACCGGAAGGUGCUGCGGCUAUCGACGACGCCGCAGGGGCAGGAGGACGCGCUGGCGGCGGGCGUGGUGCCGCCGGUGACCGUGGUGCUGGGCGACCGCUGCAUCUCCCACCGCGUCCACCUCGGCCGCCACUCCGGGUACCGCAGCCUCGCCGCCGCGCUCCGCCGCAUGUUCGUCGAUGAAGACGAAGACGAUGGCAAUACUGCCGCUGCGGACGUUGAGGGCCAGGGCGGGGCGCUUGUGGAUCUCUCCAAUGCCGUGCCGGGACACGUCGUGGCGUACGAGGACAUGGAGGACGACCUCCUCCUCGCCGGCGACCUCAACUGGAGGGAUUUCGUGCGCGUGGCCAAGAGGAUCCGGAUACUCCCGAAGAAAUCGUCGAACGGAAGGACGACGACGACCAAGCAAUGCGGAGGAGGUGCGGCCAGAUAAUCAAUUAAUCAGACACACUGCACGCCUGCCCGAUUAAUAAUUAACCACGUGUAAUUAGUAUACUCUAGUCCACUCCACUCCACUCCACUCCUGGUGAUCGAUUGAUUCAUAAAGCCCGGCCAGUACAUCGUCCCGAGAUCUGUCUCCCGAAAUCUAAGCUUUUUCUCCCGUUUACAAUUUUUCCCCGGCUGGCCUGUGUCGUUGAUGACACGGCUGGUGCCAAUAAAGAAAACCAGAGCACACAGAGCUUGUCUGCAA
Messenger RNA from Brachypodium distachyon (stiff brome), 1075 nucleotides. Its product is annotated as auxin-responsive protein IAA33. Gene Ontology annotation, biological process: regulation of DNA-templated transcription. Gene Ontology annotation, cellular component: nucleus. Gene Ontology annotation, molecular function: protein binding. NCBI's taxonomy places the organism in Eukaryota, Viridiplantae, Streptophyta, Magnoliopsida, Poales, Poaceae. The record is from RefSeq and is a predicted model, not a curated record. Bases 254 to 817 code for a protein of 187 amino acids. The transcript is spliced from 2 exons.